Spirometra erinaceieuropaei is the source of this 27503-nucleotide messenger RNA. The record is from the annotation of a GenBank genome assembly. NCBI's taxonomy places the organism in Eukaryota, Metazoa, Platyhelminthes, Cestoda, Diphyllobothriidea, Diphyllobothriidae.
AUGUAUGAAGAGCCAUGGUCGUCGCACCAGGAGCUUAGUGGCUUUGAAGUAACUAUCCCACUUGUUGGCGAGACAGUCAAGCAGAGCGAAGGCUCCCAAAGCCAACGGAUGUCUCCUAGUCACGCCAACGAAGCAAGUGCAAAUUUACUCAACUCCUUCCUCCUCAUCUUACAGGGUCCUUUGCCGAAUACCAUAGCCGAUUUCUGGCGAAUGGUGUGGGAGCAGCGCUCAAGCAUUAUCGUUGCCAUGACGCGAUUGGAGGAGCGUACACGAAUCAAAUGCGAGCAGUACUGGCCAGCUAUUGGUCAUGGCACACGGACGCCAAUGAGCAGCGCUGUCGAGGGCUGGAGCAACCAUCCGCAGUCACCGACCACUUCCACCCACUUUUCACCUCCCCAUCUUCUGCAGGAUAACCCUAUCACUCCCCACCGUCCGAGCAAUUCCUUGGCACCGCUCUGUCAAGCACCUCUGGCAACCGUGACACAUGGACAGAUAACUGUCGGCCUGCUGGAUGUCGUUGAACUGGCCUACUACACCAUCCGCACAUUCAGCCUCCAGAAAGCUGGGUGAGUGUUUGUCAGUCGCUUUGCCCACCGGUCUACUUAAAUCGGGUGAGUAAUGUUGACGUGUGCGUAUCUGUGCAUUGUAGGUCUCAGGAAAAACGUGAGGUACGGCAACUGCAAUUCACCGCCUGGCCAGACCAUGGUGUACCAAACCACCCGGCUCCCCUGCUGAUGUUCCUUCGACGCGUGAAUUCAGAAUGCGCGCCUGAGACUGGACCAAUCAUCGUGCACUGUUCUGCGGGCGUGGGACGUACAGGUCAGUUUUGUAGCUUCAGUGCUACCUCUUGGUGACUACUCAAUGAAAAAGUUUUGUCUUGUCAAAAAUUGGCUUUCUGGAGUAGCAAUCGUUAAAUUCGGACAAAUUUCCAUCGGAAGAUUCAGAUUUGCUGAACAGACUUUGCUGUCGACAAAUGCCCAGCACUCCAGUUUAUUUAUCUGGUUAAGAGAUUAAUUGAAUUAAGUGGACAAUUGAACAAAUCGAGUUAUAUCCACUGUCCCCCAUAAGUAGGAGGUGGAGAUAUGGAAGGAUAAUUAGUGGCGGUUAGUAUCCUCUAGUCAGGUAAGGAUGAGUGGCGUGAAUGGGAAGAGCAGUGUCACAGGGAAGAUGCGGAUCACGGAACAGGCUCGUUCUGUAGCGCCUUGGAGUUCAAUCUACCGUAGGUGGACUAACUCAUGAAAUGUCAACUGAAAUUUCGAAAUGCUUUUUCGUUUCGAAAAGAUUAAUUAAAUAGGGUUGUUGUUGUUGUUGUUGUUGUUGUUGUUGUUGUUGUUGUUAACUUUACAAGCCACACUGGUGAACCCAGAUGCAUGACGUUUUAUGAAGGGCCAUUUCACGGUAUUAAAAAACAUCACAAUUAGAAACGUUUUUGAAAUCGAAUUGUACUCGUCCUUCGAGUAUAAAAUUGAAAGAUGACGUAUGAAUGAGCAGAAGAAUGAAUACUUUUAUAUAUCUUUUAUGAUAUAUAAUUGAAUGUCCAAGGGCAUCGAAAAUAAGUGGUCGGGGCAUUUUACUCCAAAUCCUAAUUAUUUGCGAAACUACUAACUCCGCAUACCGGCCGUUGUUGCCGACCAGGUCCACUGUGUGCUCCACAUCAAGGUGAUGCAGGAACGGUGGUUCGCGCGUGAAUUAGUUUAUAGUGGUUGUAAAUUUGUACAGCAUCAGCCGUACACUCCCCUCCUUCCCCACCUGCGUCCGAUGUCAAGACGGAGUCAGGAAGACCGGAGGCGGGGGAGGACGCCGGUGAAUGGCAGGGCCGAGCCCGCAUCUUGGCUCUCCACUCCACACCCCCUGGUCCACAUAUCAAAUGAUUAGGAUUUUAACCAACAACAACAACGGCAAUGAGGAGGGCCGCAGGGGUCCCCGUGUGCGCGACUUCUGCUGGCAACCGCGUCUGCCACCGCACCCAAGAUGUUGGCAUCUGUUAUGGUGCGCAAAUCCGAUAACGCCUGCCAGAAGCCGAUAUGGUCCCCCCGUGUUGGUCCAGCGCAUCUACCACAUGGUCCGUCCAAGACCCACUCUGAUGAGGACAAACGUCACCCGUCUGUUUUGGUGCGCUUUUUGCAAACUGAACUACGUCGGGAUGACUGGGAGUUUAUUUGUCUUCCAGGGCGACUAACUUCCAACCCGAAUCCAACCCAGAAUCCGAUAUGGCCGCCGUGUUUCCCCACCGCACGGAAAGGGCCAGACUCCUCCCAGUUGAGUGAGUCAGCAUCGGAAACAGCAAAAUACGCGUCUGGGCUCCUAGCCGCUAUCUUUGUUGGGAGUAUGGUGGAACCACUGUUACAGCCGACGGACCAGUGAGCUCGUAGCUCAUUUGGUAGAGCAUCAGACGCUCAAUCGAAAAUCAGGUGCUCCAGUCCUGGGUUUGGGUAACUUUGGAUGACCACGGUUGGUAAACCGGAAAUUUCCAUCCCAGUUUCUCUUGUUUUUGUAGGAAACCUUCAUCUACCAAUGAUCGUUGUGCGACUGCCUGCGGGGCUUCAGGUCGAGCCCCAAAGUGCAGUGGGGCGGUCGGUGUGCACACGAACAUCAUAUAUAUGUAUAUGUUGUUAACCGAAGCGAAGAUUUUAGCAGAUUAUGCUACUAGUUGUACUAGUAUUUUUUGCAAAAUGAACAUCCCGCAAUUAUUUCGACGAAGUUUGUCAUCGACUGAAACACUCAUAGCACCUCCGGGCCUGGCCCUAAAAUCAUGCCUUGCACACUUAACUCCAAGCUUUUCUCUUGAUAAUUUGCGAACUGAUUAACCUCACUCUUAGCUCGUAACCCGAUCGGUGAAGGCCUAUCCUACGACGUCUACACGUAUAUGCAACCGACGGGAAAACGAGCCCGUGGUUCAGUGGUUAGAGGCACUGGUCUUCCAACCAACAGGUCUCGGGAUCGCGUCACGGGUGUUUCACACCUCGAUGUUGGGUCUGACUGGCUGACGACGGCUAAUAAGCCAGAAAUGGUCAUUCCAGUUUCUCUUUGUCAGUAAUCGCAGUCUGCCUAUAUCAUGCGCCGCUGUGCAUCUGCUGGUUGACCUCGAGACGGAAAGCCGGUAAUGCAGAACAGGACGAGUGAGUUCCGUAAGAACGACCGGUGAGCAUCCCUUUCUGCCAUAGGUAGCGGCCGCUCACGGACGCAAACGCCAAAAAUUAUCAAUUUUUCAAGUGAACUACCAGCUGUUAACUGCUGUUGGUACAUUGACUCUCAGUCUGCGUCUGACGACGACCCGAGGAACCGGCGUUGAAAAUUUACGCAAUAAAGUCUCUUUUUCCAAAGAACACCUUUGACUUAUAUUUCUUGAAAUGCCUUUCUUCCAAUAUUUCUUUUUAUAUGAUUGCACAUAUGUGGGAAGUCGAGUGAAGGAUAGGGCGGGGGGGACGCAUAUUGGUGGAAUUUUGGAAAUGAGACAAGCAUUCUUUUCCAAAUGUGCGAGGUCGCAGGCAUCCGCUGAUGACGCCGCAGAAGUUACUACCCUUUCUGGAAUAAGUGAAGCUCCCUUAUUCUUCCUUUCUUCCCAAGUGCUGCAGUAGGCAUACAUUCUACCAUCUGAAGUCCCAACGUGUCUUUUUGUACACAUGGAGUUAGCCAAACGUCUACAUUUUCUGUAUGGCCUUAAUAAACAGUAACAGUUCUAGUGGACGAUCUGUCCUGUUCUGAUUCUGACAGUAUUUACGUUUUUGCGUAAAUAGGUGCCUACAUUGUGCUGGAUAUCCUGCUGCAACAGAUGCGACGGGAGCACGCCAUCAACGUGCCCGCCGCCGUAGCCAGACUUCGCAGCCAACGCAACUUCAUGGUCCAGACGGAAGACCAGUAUGCUUUCAUCUACGAGGCUCUGGUGGAGGCCUCCUUGAGCGGUAACACGGAGCUGCCGGCCCGCCAGUUGAGAGAUCACUGGCUGAAACUGACUGCCCCCACUGGAGACACCGUUAGUGCCGCUGACACCCUUGAAAACACGGGUAUGACGCUGGAAUUCGAGCAACUCAUCAGCCAGACCAUAACCUCGCUGGCUAACACGAUCGCACACCGGUCACCUGGUGGCCUACUCUCCUACCUGGACAGACGAUCCGCUUCUGUAAACCAGAGCACCUCGGGGAGCUUCCUCGACCCGAGCAUCGCUGGAUCGAGUGUAACUGAACUGGCUGGCGCGCAACCGGUAAGCGGGCCUUGUCCCACGCCGAUUGUCUGACUGCUUAAUUGCUUCACAUAUAUAUACAUAGGUUAGGGGGCGCUCACCGAUCUUUCUUACGGAACUCACUCGUCCCGUUGUGUCUUAUGGGCUGUCUCUCUCGAGCCCAACCAGCAGCCGCACAGCGGCGUAUGAUAUAGGCGUAGACUUUUAACUAACAGGUCGCGAGUUCGAGCCUCGGGUGUUCCGCACAUUUCGGGCUUGGGUAUGACUGGCUGGCGACGGCUAAUAAGCCAGAAAUGGCCAUUCCAGUCUCCCUUGUCUUUGUCGAUAAUGUCAUUCUGCAUAUAUGCAUAUAUAUCCAAUCAGGAAUGGGCGUACACCUAUCGAUUGACUUCACGAAGCAAACAAGCUCCGUAUGGGUGGAAAAGAUCACGAACAAGCAACCAAUUGCCGAGCCGAAGUCGGCAAAGUCAUAAUAGCAGCGAGGAGGGACGACAGACCAUGUGGGUAGAUUGAUACAUUACUGUUUCGGGCUUAUUGUGCUUUCAUUCAGCCAAUCAUAACCCUGACCACCAGCAGCUGGGACCAGAAACACAAAAAUGCGCCAGGUGCGUCUGUGCGCAUGUUUGUGUUUCUGGCGCAAUAGCGUCAUGAAAAUUAAGCACCGGUUAAAGCCUGAAGAACAAUCUGGAGUAGUAUAUCGCAGACUGGGUGCAUGCUGGAAUCGCGCAUACACGAACAUAAGCCGGCUGGGCGACGAGGUGACGCAUUAUCACAAGUGGCCGCCCACACCUACGAAAUGGGUCACGAGUUUAACUUCGCAGCCACCAAAAUAUUCGCCACGCCGGAAAGAAAACAGGUCGUGAAUUGAUUGAAGCCUGGGCCUCGGAUGAGAACUCGGUCAAUCGAUUUAUCGAUCUGGCGUCGGCGUACAGAGCCCUGCGAAGUCACCUCCAGUCUUGCGCCGUCGGUCGAUGAUUGACCUACAUGCCUUAUAACUGUCGCUUUUUCUGUUGCUGCUACUACCUCUGACGGUAGACUGCUGCACGAGUCUGAAAGCUCAGGACAAUAAACGAAGUGUUUCGGUGCUCGACCCUUCUUCUAAACUGUUAGAUUUCAAAACUUCUACAGUACUCAGUUAUAUGCGAGACUUUAAAAUAUGCAAUCAGACUGUGCCUGAGACCAAUAAUAGUUUUCAUAAAUGUUAAACUUCCAGGAAAUCAUCCAUUUAUAUGCAGCUGUCAGUGAUUUGGUUCUUCUGAGGCGGGAAUGUGCAUGCCGACGAAAGGAUAUAUCUUUUCAGGCUAGAGAACGAUUGGUCGAAACCUCUUUUCGCAACCGUUGAUCCCGUCAAGACCAAGAUUAGCACACUUCUGAGACUGACAUAUGACAGCCCGUUCGUCCUACAUGAUCGCUUGCAAGAAAAAACACUGUUAUGAGUGCUUGCAUGUCCUGUGUACUUAGAGCUAAUCUCCCUUUUCGCUGCGAAGGCAUGCGAGCAGAUUUGUGUCCCCAAUUAUUCCCGACACAUCAAGCGCCGUAGCUUGGAGGGCUGCUGACGGACUCCUCCACUCAGUCCACACAGUUUACGCAGUUGUGUGUGUGUAUGUAUGGAGUGGAGCACUGGUGGGCUGGGGGGCAGGCUGAAGCAGCUUCUUCUUAACAUGACGUUCGACACUCUCACACAUGUGAGGUGUACGCCGCUCAAACUCCGUUGUUUGAAAUCCUGGUACUUGUGUUUGGGGGGGCCAAGUCGUGCAUGUGACGCGCGCAGACAGGGUGACUAGAUUGUGUCAGCCACCGCGCCCAUUCCCCGCUCCAGUCCGCUGACCGGCUCAGACAGUGGCUGGGGUGUGGGAAUGGGAAUGGGAAGGGAGAGUGAGGUCGGUAACUCAGCGCAUUCUCCUCACUAUAAACAAUCUGACGCGCUUGAAGUUACCAUGGCGCGCUAAAAGCCGUGGCUUGGAAGGUUGUCAACGGACGGGAUAGCUUAAACCUCGCGGUCAGCCUAGUGUUGUGUGUUUGUGUGGAGCGGUCGACUGGUGGUCCAAGAGUCAGGCUGCAAUGGCUCCUUCUGAAUGUGGUCUUUAUGACACGCUCACUCCGUCGGAUCCGGACCAGGUGUGAUGGCAGGCCUAGGUGCUGUGUGGACCAGGGCGUGUGGAGUAGAACGCCAAGGUGUGGGCUCGAUCGUGUCAUCCACUUGCGCCCUCCAACGCCUCCGAUCACCUUAACUCUGUCUUGACACCGGUCCGGGUGGGGAGCAGAAAUGAGAGAGUGCGGUAGAUGCUGCGCAAGUCUACAUUCACUAGAAGCAAAAAUCACGCACAAGUCACUGUCAUGCUCCCACCUUGCUGUGGAGCACACGGUGGAAAUGUCGGCAACAACGGUCGAGCUAUCGUCUCGUCUUACUGUUUUGCUGGCAUCUUAGACUCACCUUAUACAAAUGGGAAAACAUUUGAUCGUUUAUUCAGGAUGGUUUGUUUGCCGCUUGUCAACAAUACACAUGUCUGUCCGUUCUACCGCGUUUACAAUGGAAACGAAGUUGAGGGUGUUUCGCGAGAGGCAACCUAAAAUUGACCAGUUUUAGGAGCGAAUGUGGACUGUAUGGUUAGUUAAUCUACGCCACUUUUCUGGAUCGGAUGAUGUCUUUAAUGAGUCUCAGUUAAUUUACUUCCUUUGAGCUGGCCAUUUUGCACCGAUUUGUCUGUCGAAAAACAUAUCAAACCCUUGCACCAAAUGGGACGGGUGGAAAUAUCAUUCUGCUGAUAGUCGCCUUCAGCGGCCAACUUUGAAUAACAACUAGUCCCCUCUUUUGCCCCUCUUGCUGUGUAGGUAAAUCUUCUGAAAAAUCGUCGGUCCGACUGUCUCCCACAUGAGGCUAAUCGCGUGAAACUCACUCCCAUUCGCGGCGUGGACGGUUCUGACUACAUCAACGCCUCCUACGUGGACAGUUACAGUUCUAGAUCAGCCUUUAUUGCCACACAGACUCCUCUGCCAGAAUGCCUGGAUGACUUUUGGCGUAUGGUCUGGGAAACGGGAUCCUGCAUCAUCGUACAGCUUGAUCGAAGGGCCGAAGACACUGUGCCAGACGUAAGAAUUUGUUUUUUGGAGUUUUUCCUCCCGGCAUGCAGAGGUUAUGGAUUCACCAAGUGACCACUUGACACGUUUACUUUUAAGGCUCCUUAUUGGCCAACAGAGGAGGCAAUCAGAUUCGACUAUGUCGUCGUCGAGCCAGUGGCCGACUACGGAAUGCCGGCCUACAUCCUGCGAGAACUCCGCAUCACGGAUACGAGGAGCGGUCAGUCGAGAACUGUCCGUUUAUUUGAUGCCUCUGAGCUCGCCGGGGCCAUUGCCCGAACGCUGGACUCAGCACAGCGCCAACCCCUCUCAUCUGACCAAUGGGAAGCUGAUGGUCGACCGACACUGCCGCCUGCCCUGCCGCCAUUAGCCGACUGGCUGCCCCUCAAGUCGGCUGUUCUCAAACCAGACUUUUUGAGCGGUUAUACUCGCUCCUCCUCGGUGGAUAACUACAAGAACACCAUAUUUGAUGGGCACUUGUGCCAGGUGGCUUCGCGGAAUAUGAUUGAUCUAAUCGAAGAGGUGCACAAAACCCAGGAACAGUUUGGUCUCGAAGGUCCAAUCACGGUACACUGCAGGUGGGCUAUAAUGAUAUCCGUCUACUAAAAGAGCUACUAAUUCUCUUUUAAGUAGCACGUUAUCAGCUGACUCAAUGACGUUUGCGUUUCAGGUAUGGGACUGGUUACACGGGCAUCUUCCUGGCGCUCUCGAUCAUAUUGGAGAGGAUGCGUUAUGAGGGUGUGGCGGACAUGUUCCAGACAAUUAAGUUACUGUGGUGGCAACGCCGAGGACUCGUUGAAUUUCCAGCUGAAUACGCAUUUUGCUACGCAACAGCCCUGGAGUACUUAAAUUUUUUCGAACAAACGACACCUUAACUCAAUGACCAUGACUUUCUUAUUCCUCUAUCUUUUGGCCCUCCUCCUACUCCUCCACCUGUCGCCUUUCAAGACGCCUGCCACAGAGAAUAACUGUUCACUCCUCUUCCCACACCUUCUCCCACCUCAUAAUAAUGCCACGUCCCGUCAGGAGGCUUCUGAAAACUGUUGACCAGGAUGUUUCGGGGGAAUUGAAAGUGGUCACUUGAAGACGGCAGUUUUCCUGAACUUAUCCAUCUGACUUCCAUUCGACCCUACCAUUGUGCAGGCACAUCUUCAAAACUGAAAGCCGGAUGGGGGAAUGUGGCUUCUUUUGAUCUCCUGAGAGUUAUGUAUACAUACAGAAUUCCUAUCAAUUCUUACUAAUGUGCGUUGUCGGGCUUGAUGUGCCAAAACCGCGAGAUAAAAUAACAGGGUUCUUGCAAGAAGCUCUGUCCUAUUAUGUAGCGCUUCACCCUAAAUGGCCAGCGAACUGGUGGUGCUGUCGACAUCGUAAAUGCAAACCACCCAUAUAUGCAUACUUUGGGACAGAGUGUACACGAUAACUUUUUACAUUCGUUCUUCGGUCUAGAGCCACCACGGUAGAUUUUGCAGUGGCUACCACUUAUCGAUAAAGACUCUGAUUCCCGAAUAAUAAAGUGCAGGUCGGAUAACCUACAAAAUAAUAACGUGAGAGGCAGAUACGCAUAUAUGUGCAUAUAUAUGAUGGUAGAUGGUUACUCGCCGAUCAGGUUAUGGCACAUGCUUUUCCCGUUGUGCUUUGGGGCUAAAACUAGAACCCUCGCAAACAGUUAAAAAGCGACUAGUGAUAUAUGUGGAUAAGGUGAUACCGCCAAAGACAAGGGAGACCGGCAUGGUCAUUUCUGGCUUGUGAACCGUCAUCAGCUAGUCAUGCCCAAUCCCAAGUGUGAACCACCUGAGAUACGAACUUGGGAUCUUUGGUCACUGAGUCGAACGCACUACCAACGCUCUACAGGGAGACAUGCUGUUCCGUAGCCUGCUCAGUGAGCGCCCAUCUGCCAUAAAUAAUAUUUCUGAUCACAGCCGACAGGACACCGAGCCCGUGGCUUAUUGGUAGAGCCUUCGACUUAAUGAACAAGGAUCAGGGGUUCGAGACCCAGAUGGUUCACACGUGGGAUGCGAGUGUUCUACCGUUUGCCAAUACAUAGACAUAGAUAUAGAUAUAGAUAUAUAUGAAAGUGGGCAUCACAAGAAGUAUAAUUUAAAGAAAAUAGGUUUUUGAUGAGUGAUAAGAAAGUUUAUUCCGUGAAUGUUCGAUGCUGUUUCCCGGGUCAUCUUCAGAUGUGAAGCAAAUGUGUACGUGUUAAAAUUUAAAAAUGCCUGAAAAUCGAUAUUGUUCUGUCAUUCCUGUCGGUCGGCCCUUACUGUGGGGUGGCAUCAUGUUCUGAUUGGCAUAUGUACAUAUAUAUAUAUGGAGAAAGAACAGGCUUUUCGGAAACGAUGAAGUCGUAAUCCGGAAAUAUGAAACUGGUGCAACCAACCCGUUGUUCAGUAUAAUUCAGUAUAUAUGAGCGAUUUAGACAGUCCUUGGAAAACCGUAUUUGCAAACAGAUGUAUGAAAAAUAUGCAGAUAUUUACAUAGCAGUUAUGCCAGUCAUUGAUAUAGUGUAAAUAUUUGGCCAUCAAAAUUAAGACAAAGGAAAAAGUGAGACUUUCAACUUGCCUGCGAUUUGAAGGCAGAUACGUUAUUUGAUAAAAGUAGGAAAUCGUAGUACGCAAAUUCUUGAUGAUGGUUCACCCGAUCGUCAUCAGACUUGAGUGAAUGUGCAGAGAAAAGUUAAUAUCUCAAACUCGCUUGAAAUCGACACCUAUUCGGCGUUUACACCAGUGAGAGGCGGUACUCUGCGCCAUUCUAUAUCGAUUGAUUCUCGAUUCUAUAAUAUAUGCAUGUACACAGUGUAAGGUCGGCCAACUUAUAACAGCAGAAAGGAGGGAGGACAGGGAAUGGGGAUAGACUGACAAAGUACUGUUCCGGGUUUAUUCACCCUUCGUAUUCUCCCUGUUAUUUGACUGCAUGUUCGUGAAUUUCGCCAUGCAUAAGGAGUUUAUUUCCUUCGGGAUGCCAAUGGAACGAUAUGCGCCAAUCUUAAAUAGAAUAAAUAUCCGACAUGGAGUCACAGAGACUUUGAUUAACCUUGGUUCGAUGAAGGGCUUCUGGCCUAUUUGGUAGAGCACACCUGCGGUGAACGGUGUUCACAUGCGUCUGUGUUCUUGGCUUCCUGCCGCCGAUUCCGUAGAUUGCGCCGCACCCGUAAGGCCUGUCAACCGACUGUAGAAUCUUGCAGAGGUCGAUGAAAGUUGUUACCGUGGGCCGGAAAUCGAGCGUUCACGUAGCUGCCUGGUCGAUACCUCAAACCAGUUUUCCGGUAUUCUGUGAAGAGAAAGAAUGUCCAUUGGUUGCAAAGUGUUCAGCUAGCAGUGACAGCUAAAACAUUAUUCUCACUGUCCGUUGGUGCUCACUCAUUGGGGUACGCAGGUCUAUCUAACGAAGUUCGCCUAAGAGGAACUCCAGGGGAGACGGUAGAAAACAUUUGCAUUUUCGCAUAUUGACAUACGCACAUAAUGUCCCCUCAAGACUGUGGGCGACACUCGUUCCCAGAGGUCGCAAAAGAUGAGAGACUGCUUCGGAUAGGCUAUCGGUACCCACCAAAACAUUCCUCGUGGGUCCUCAACGGGUUGGGUGUGUGCAACGGAAAAUUCAAUCCUGCUGUGGCCGAGAGUGCUGUUCCCCAGGGCUCAAUACUGGCACCUACCUUGUGUUUAAUAUAUGUGGACGAUUACGCAGGAGUUUUGGGCUGCGAAGCAAUAUUGUUUGCUGACAACAUGAAAAUAUGGAGUGUAAGCUGGGGCGCUGCCGAUGGAGAUAGACUGCAGAUGAAAUUACAUCGGUUAGAGGAGUGGCCAAACCGCUGGCUCAUGUGGUUUAACGUCGGUCAGUGUGCUAUACGUCGCCAAGGCAACCCAGCCAGAUCCGUCAGCACAAAAGGCCACUUUCUUAGCGAUCCAACAUUGCGAGACGUCAAAGCCCAAAAGGACCUCGUUGUACUGACGACUAACUCCCUAAAACCCUCCGCUCAUUGCUUGAGAGUGACAAAAAGGCAAUGCCCGUACUGAACGCCAUCAAGCAAACGUUUAGGGAUUUUGACGAAGGCGUCUCCUGCAAUUCCUUCGGAACAUUUGCUGGGCCGCGCUGGGGAUACAGCACACAAACUCGGAGACAAUGUGCAGUUCAAUAUCAAAACCAGUAUUUGGCUUAGAAGAACACAUUUGUCAAUUCACAGAUUCAAUGACCCUUUUUGUCCAGGCUGAUAAAAUAAACCCCCAGAACACGGUGCAAGUGACAUGGAAAUAUUCGGCGAACCAGACCGGAUAACUCUCAAAAAACCGCCAACAAUUAAAUACACCCGAAGAAGCUUUAUACACUUCACAACGAAAUUAUUUAUAAUCGGGUGCUGUGCAAGCACAGCAAUAUGAAGGCACUUUUAUCAGUCUUGGUGUAGCUCAUAUGCAUUAUCUCAGUGAUGUCCAUUUGGCAGAGGUUAAAUUGCUCAGGUCAGUAUCCUAUUUUGCAUACCAAUAGUUAUCCUUACCUGGUGAUGUCCGCGAACGUACGUACGUGAUCAUGCAAAACCCGCCCAUACACGCAUUUACUGCAAGAUCCAUCGACAAAUUUGUAAGAUUCUCAUCCAAUUGUCCCAAAACUUCGGAUAGUUACUGCAAAUUAGUGUUCACAAUUUGUUGCUGCAAAUAUGGAAGAUAAACAACCGUCACACACCCCCUUGAUGGGUACCGCUACAAACUGACAAAAACGGACGAUGUAAAUAAUUCCCGGAAACCGCGUACGGCAGUAUAUAUUUAUCAAGGAACUCGAAGACCUCUCCUAUCACUAGUCUUCACUGUGGAUCUUCGAAAACUCCAAGAAGUUUUUGAGGCUUGAUGAUUUUUUGGGGAAGCCAUGAAAAAUGGUGGUCGCGCGUCUUCGUUUGUAAUCGAAGUAGCAAAAGAUUUCAGGUAGAAAUUUCUCCACGAUUUUGGCGCACUUAACGAGCCUGAGUCAAAGACUCAAGAGGAAUUCCUAUGCAAGUGGGUGAUAGGAAUCAUCAUAAGUAAUCUGAGACACCAGCUGCUCAAAGGUUGGCGUUAAAUUGACUCCAUAAGAAGACGGCAAUUUUUGGAUCUUAAUUUCAAGAUAAACUUUAUGGAAAGGGUUCAUGCCUUGACUUUGGUGGAUUCCAGCGAAAAGUAAUGACUCCCAGUCCCUGUUAAUUGACUCUCUAGCCAUCGUAAGACGAAAGACUGGCUUAUGUAUUCAGUCGUUUGAGUGAAUUAUUGGACUUUCACAUCGCUUACCUCUCAGCCUGAGCUGUUUUCCCAUAGUAUACUUCCAUGAAAACUUAUGAUUAUAUGUUUUGAGCACUGGCUGGGACGCACGGCACUUGCUAAGUUUUUUCAUUAAGGGGCCGCAGAAGACUGAAAUGUAAACUUUAUACUUACUGGCUGCCACCAGCCGUCAACGGCUCAACACAGAACGGGCACACGAAAUCCGAAAAAGAGCCAAUUUUACCUCAAAUAUUUCUAAGUAAAUUGUGCCAACUGUGAAGCCCGAGUUGGAGGACGAAAUCUAAAUCCAAGUAUCGUUGAUGAGGGAUAAAUCGACUUUCGUUCCAGUCGAGUCAAUCCCCUCAGGAAUCGUCUCUAAGAGGCUAAACAUCUCACCACCUGCUGGUCAGGUGAUACGGAUGUAAGAAACACUAUGUAAGAUAGGCAUUUGAAAAAAGAAGUAAGGUUUGUUAGCGGCCGUACAAAAGUAAAUAAAAUUACAUCAAGAUUGCCAGGACAUACGAUCAUCGACAAAAAGCGACCUAGCGAGUGAUCAGCAUAUUUGACUCUCCACGCGGAAACUUAGGCGAGGUUUCUGAAGAAUGAUAACCCACCCAGCGUUAAUCGCUUAAAAGAACAAUCCGAUAGGUCCGGCUGAAACUUAAGAUGUUACUCACUAAUCAAACCACGGGCAUAUAUGGUCAGAUGGUCCAGUUCAGUUUAUUUAUUUAAAACUUGUGUGUGCGCAUUUGAACUCCCAGAAUGUUACCAGCAACUGAAAUGCGUCAAGAAUUUGAAAAUGGAGGGUCAAGAUGACAUUCAAGAAAUGUCGAGAACCAUUUGGAGAGUCGAACGAAUCUGUUAGCCGCACUGGCAGAUGCACGCAUGGAUAUACGUUUGCGUAGAAUACAAUUACCGACGAAGACAACUGAGACCGGGAUGGCCGUUUAUGGCUUUCCAGCCAUCUCCAGCCGGCCAUAACUGAUUGCGAGAUGUUUAACAUCCUGCGAGCCGUUAGUUAGAAGUCCAUCGCUCUAACAACUGAGCCACGGGCUCGUUGUCCCGUCGGUCGCGAUCGAUAGUAUACGAUGGUAGGGGGAGCCCACCGAUCGUUUCUACGGAACUCACUCGUCUCGUUGUACCUUGGGGCUCUCGCUCGAGUCCCGCCAGCAGCCGCACAGUGGCGCGUAGUUUUCGCACAUAUGUAUAUAUGUAUGUACUGGAUACAGACAUCCUGUGAAAUAGGUGGAUCCUUUGGAAACGAAAUGACCUUUUUUGCGUAAAUUUUCGGCGCUGGUUCCCUGAAUUGUCGUAAGACUUAUGAAUCACAUAUAAAAAGAGUUAAAUAUUUAACCAUCUCGAACAAGUGCUUCUGUGGCUAGCCGAAGCCUCCGUCAGUGCGCAUCAGUCGAAUUUGCUCAUCCCCUCCGCACUGGUUGCCCUCGCUCCCACUUGUACUUGAGAAAUUUGUACGUAACAUAAAAAUCGAUAUGCCGAUAAAUGCAUCUGUCGUCAGAUUACAGGACGUGCGUGCCCGGCUGUGGCUCUGGACUCAGUCAAGAGCUUACGAAGGCAGUCUCAUUGCAACCGGAACUGUGUGCCUGUGGUACAUUGAUAGAAAGUUCGAAUAAAUCAGAAAAGUAUUGGAAUUUGAAAGCCCGUGGUUGCAAAAGCAGGGUUAGGUGUAACUGGCCGAUAAUGGUUAAUAGCCAGAAAUGGACGCUUCAAACUCCCUAGUCUGUUUUGGUAGCCCGUUUAUUAUAUGUGCCAAUUGAUGCGAAAAUGUGUAUCCCGGGUAUAAAUAAGAAGUGGCAAUCACGGAACCUCACGGCUAGUAUUCUGACGUGUCAUAACCAAAGGGCAGGUUGUGUGCAACGCGUCAGAGUUUUUACGCCUGUUGUUUUUCCUACUGCUAUUCAUGCAGGAUGCACUGUUGUGAGGUGCAUGUGGUUGCUGUCGCGCCAAUCAGGGCCUAUAUCCCUCUACAUGUUGGGGGGGGGGGGCGGCGACGGAAUAACACCUUAUCCAUCCGUUCAGUUUCUGCAUCAAGACUUAUUCCAAAUCUGAAGGAACGAUGUACGAGCAAAUCAAAGGAACUUCGAUGGGUUCAGAGCUGUCUGAUUUCAUUGUUGAAACAUACAUUCAAAGGUAAGAGACGCUUGUGUUUGUGACCCACAGACCAAUAUUUUGGACGCAGUAUGUGGACGAUAAUUUCAUUGUCCUCAACUGAGGAAUGGUCUCCGAAUUUCACACGAACCUGAAAUCUGUUUUACCGGAAAUUCAUUUCAAAAUGGAGGUGCAGGUCAACAAUCAAAUAAGGUUUCUAGACGUGUUGGCCCUUCUUAAGACGGACUACAGCUUAAUGACAGCGUCAUACCGAAAGGCCGCCAAAACAUUAGGUCUUACGUUAUGACAGUAAUCACCCGCUAUUCCUCAAAAGUAGUCCAUGUGACCUCUCUGCAAAAGAAUGAAAGCUAAUUUCAGCGAGGCAGACGAAAUAGCAGCCAAAAUCCGGCUGAUUCUCACUUACAAUGGCUGCACUUAGAGCUUUAUACUAAUCAGUAGACAGCCGAAGAAACCCUACAGCCAACGACAGAACAACAAAAAUUUCUCAGUCCAAUUCAUUAUCUAAAGGGUGCAAUUUUUGCAAUAUAAAACUCAGUGCGGUAUACACCGAAAACAUGCAGGUUGGGGUAAUUUAAAUGGGCCCAUAAUAGUGGGAGAAAUUAGGCAUGAGUCUCAGGGGUUGAGGUCGAUCUGCCAUCGUUCUUGUUCAUUUCAGAGCAUAAAUAUAUCAAGGCCUCUUUUAAAGUUUUCUAUCGAUGGUGACAUCACAACAUGUGCGGGAGAGCAUUCCAUGGUUUGACCACUUUGACACAGAAGGGGAACUUCCGCACAUACAGCCUCGCCAGCUGAAUGCGCAGUUUUAACGGGUGACCUCGGAAGUUUGUUCGUGGUAGCGAAUUGAAAGAAGUCUUCAAAAGCCAGGCUGCAGUCUACCUCUUUCACAAUUCAGAGUGCCUGAAACAGAUCUCCGCGUAAUUGCCUAUAACUCAAAGGGAGGCGGUUUUGAUUCGCUAGACGCGUUGUAUAAUGGAAGAAACUUUGACCCCUAACGAAUGUUAUGGCUCUCCUCUGGACUAUAUAUAGAACUUUUAGAUAUUGAACCGCUCAUUGUCUCCGAGUUUGUGUGCUGUAUUCCCAGCGCGGCCCAGCAAAUGUUCCGAAGGAAUUGCAGGAGACGCCUUCGUCAAAAUCCCUAAACGUUUGCUUGAUGGCGUACAGUACGGGCAUUGCCUUUUUGUCACUCUCAAGCAAUGAGCGGAGGGUUUUAGGGAGUUAGUCGUCAGUACAACGAGGUCCUUUUGGGCUUUGACGUCUCGCAAUGUUGGAUCGCUAAGAAAGUGGCCUUUUGUGCUGACGGAUCUGGCUGGGUUGCCUUGGCGACGUAUAGCACACUGACCGACGUUAAACCACAUGAGCCAGCGGUUUGGCCACUCCUCUAACCGAUGUAAUUUCAUCUGCAGUCUAUCUCCAUCGGCAGCGCCCCAGCUUACACUCCAUAUUUUCAUGUUGUCAGCAAACAAUAUUGCUUCGCAGCCCAAAACUCCUGCGUAAUCGUCCACAUAUAUUAAACACAAGGUAGGUGCCAGUAUUGAGCCCUGGGGAAUAGCACUCUCGGCCACAGCAGGAUUGAAUUUUCCGUUGCACACACACAAUCUGAUUCUGACUCCCCGAUUAUUUCUAAUCCAUUCGGUAAACUUGCUGCUGUGUCCUUUUUUCUGUUUCGGCCAACAAUCUUUCUUCUGGCACAGUGAUGAUUGACUCUUGAAAGUCAAUGCCGGCGAUAUAAAGUGCAUGCCGGUCGUAGAGUUGUCAAGUCUGGCGUUGAAUAUCACUAAAGUUAAUUUUCACGCACCCAAAAUUUCACUUAUCUGCACCAGCUGAAAUUGCUUGCUCGCGCCAUCCUUGAUCUGUGAUUUUAAAUCCUAAGCCUAAUAAUUAUACAAUAUAUUUACUUCUUCAUAUCCUUUAAGCGUUUGUUUUCGAAGAUUUGUUGUGACAUUAUCAUAGUUACCUAAAUACAACCUCCUCGUAUGUUGGGCUUUUUGAAUCUGAACUCCACCACAUAGGUUUUGAACUUGCCGUUCUUCAUUCUUAUGUGUGAAUGCGAGAUCUUGCAUACUUACUCUUGCAGUUUUCUUCACCGUAACCUCAUCCCUUUUUUCCACAUUAGCCUCUCAGAAGCGCUCAGCCAGUGAUUCCAAUCAUGGAAAUAGGUGUUUGAAUCGGUUCCGAAUUAUUUAAGCGAGAAAAUAAGGAUGAAGGCAUAUUUUGUGCACUUAUUCUCACUUGCUUUAAAUAGGCUAGCCCCGUUGCGCGCGUUUGGGUUUCCGCCUUUGCAAGUUUCUCUUCUGGUCGAAUGUGCAAAUUCUAAGCGAACUCAAUUGCCAGAAAGUUUCAUUCUACUACCUAUUAGGAGCGUAUGUUGUUUACUUAAGUUUAAUAUGCAAGAACUGCUGUUCACCAUAGCGCCUAAACGGUAGUAGGAUAAUCCAACCAUAAUAUAUAUUAUGGUUGGAUUAUAUAGUUGCCUUGAGUGCCCUGUUUGAGACGUACAGCUGGGUGCAGUGCGGAGAGAUGCAUUGUAGGCGGCAUAAAUCAAAGGGGACCUCAUUUGUAUGACAGUGUGGCGUAAGGCCUAGAGGUUGAUUUCAAUCUCUCACCGCUUUGAGCCAUUUUGGAACAUAAAUCUGCCUAGUUCGAUUCUAAAGCCUUCGAGCAAUGGUGACGUCAGAAAAUCUGCGGGAGGAUAUUCCAUGGUUUGACCACUUUGUCAGAGGAGAGCUUGCGCACAUCUAGCCUUGCCUGCUGAACGCGCAGUUCUAAUUAGUGACCGCGGUAGCAAGCUCAAGCGCCCUCGAAGACCAGGCUGCCAUCUUGUCCCUUUACAGUUUGGAAUGCUCGUAAGAGGUCCCCGCACAUUCACCUAUAACUCAAAGGAUGGAGGUUAGAUGGGUUUGUGGCUCUCCUGAAUAAAGUCUAUAAACCGACUACUUAUCAGCAUUUGUAGCGAGCCACUAGUGCAUAGCAUGGGUCCGAGAAUUGUCCUUACCAUAACGAUCUAUUAGAUCGAGGUAUAUGCCUGAUUACAGUCGGGAUAAAAUCGCCUUUGAAACAUCGUACUAGCUUAAAGUUGAAGGCUUAUAUGCGGUUGGUGAUCUGACUGGCUGACUGGGCGCGGUUUGCUUACGUCAGUAUAGUCUCUGACGCCACAGAGGCCAGCACGCGAGGCAAUUGUUGGCAAAUUGUGCCCGUAGAGACGUCUGGCAGGGGUCAGCCAAUCACGCAAACUAAUUGCAAACUAUUCAUAAAGGCCAGCCCUGUAUAGUUGUGAUUUUAUCAGGAAUAAAUACCUAACGGGUGCGAUUUCGUGUAUUAAUGGUCUGUUUUUUGGUCACAGUCGCUUGCAUUUUUAGGCGUUAGCUAUAACCGUUGUGCUCUGUAGCUAUAUCAAACGAAACUAAUUUUGUGUUGGUGUUUCAAAUCGAAGUGCGUGCGCAGUGCCGCUGUCGACGAAUAGAAAUCCCAAUGGGACGUUGAAUGGCCCUGUGGCUAUAGCUGUUUUGUGUUAAAUACUACACUGACUUUAAGUCCGUCGGAUUUAUGUGGUCUGUGGGGAAGUGCUGCUGAGUAUGUGUUCGGUUAUUCUUCUCUCAACUCGAAUAAACUCCUCUUCCCCUGAUUUUAUUCUGAUUACUUUGGGUCUUGAACCGAUUUCAGAUCUCACAGGCGCGUGAUCGGUUUGUACAUAUAAUUUGCACGGCCCCAUGGACAUAGACGAAUUGGAAAGGAGGCAUUUUCUUAAAACCCUUACUGCUUUCAAAUUUUACCGGUAAGGCACUGGAGUCCUUUGCUGACUUGUUUUGCACAGAUCACAUGCCCUCAAAAAAGUAUAUACUCAGUUGGCGAAGUAUGAAAAACUUUCGGAUCACCAAAAGACUCUCAUUCCAAAAUUCCCUUCCUACAUGAAGUCCAUUGAAGAAUGCAUUGAUUGCAAUGCAAAUUUUAUCAACCAAAUACUUGCAAAUGCUAAGUCCGAGAUUUUUGAGGGGGACCACGUACAAAGUUUUGCUUAUCUCUUUUCUAUUAAAAUUUAUCAGUUUUUAGUAGACCAAAACCCAACUAUCAACAAAGUGGUGCAGAACGGUGAUCCCGGGCAACGCUACCGGUUCGGAAUCACUUCAAAUGACAUGGACAAGGUGCGGUCAACACUGAAGCAAUUUGUUCGCGAUUGGUCCACUGUAGGUGCCCCGGAAAGGCAUGGAUCCUACGACCCUGUCCUUCGGGAAAUCCAUGCAGCAUUUCGCUCAUCGGAUAGGUAGGUUUACACGGAUGACGUUCUCAUUCCCAUUAUUCAUCUAGACUGAAGUUCAUGUAGACUUUUUAUUCUCUCAGCCCUACAGUACUUUAUUUAAUAUUGGCGAGCAUGUGAUAUCGAGGGUAAUCACAUACUUGUGUUAAUGACGAUAUCUUUGUGACAUGUUUUGCUGCACCACGAAUGGUCACACGCAGUCGGUCGGAAUCUAGCCAACUGGCCAGCGAAAUGACGUUCUUGACCAUUCUACCACAUUAAACAGCCGAGUUACUUCAGUCAGAGGCGAAUUCGGAUAGUAUAGCGCAGAUGUCCUCUGUCGAAUACAUACAGACGGUGUAUGCUUUUGGAGCAUGUAAGCCGUCUCCCAUCUGUGUGUUAUGGCGGAAGCGUCGUCGCCAAACUUAUCUGAAGCCGAUUCUCAAUCUCUCGUCGAAUUCAGACAAAGGCUGCGUGCGCUCGGUUGGCCAACUGGUUUAUUUCAUUCGUAAACUGCCAGUUCGACAGAAGCUGUCCAUUAAAUCUCAGAGAUUGAUCAUCUACAAUGACCCGCGAAGCCUGCGGGGGCCAUAUCCUUCUCGGACACGCAAGGGGGCUCGUCUACACUGCAACGUUAUCUGAUCACCGAUAGCUCGAUCGUUCCAGGCGACGAGUCAGCCAGGUGAGGGCAGCCAACUAGACUUGCGCUGCUUCUGCUUCAGUCAUUAUUCACACAUGGCGUCAGCGAACAGUGACACUCCGACAGACUACGUGGAGACACCGAUUACGAGACUAGAGUAUGUUGGUUUUUUCAGUUUUUACGUCCGAAAAUCCAUGUCCAGCUUGUCGAUGACGCGUUUCACCAGCAUUCUAGAGCUCAUUUUUGAAGUAUUAAGCAGUAUUUCGCAGGCGGCCGCCAACCUCGACUUUGGUUCGGUGUAGUGGUCGCUGUCUGUUCCUCAGGACGUUUUGUUUUUUCGAGGAAGAGGGGGCAGAAGUGAGAGAAAUAAAUAUCGAAUGUAGAGGCACACAGGAGACGUCGUCUUCAAAUCUAGCCCACUGGUGGUAGCGGUAAUCGGGAUCUUACCUCUGCUCAUAAAACAACGCCAUGGAGUCAAAGGUAAGAGCCGGGUGCCGGCGCAUCUGAUCGCAAUCGCAAUCGGCCGGCCAAGCGCGUCGGUUCACCCGAAGCGACUGUACCACUACAAUGUUACCCAUGACCUACGCACGCACCACCACCACAUCCUGGAGGACCUGGUCUGUCGUGUAGUUAAAAGGGUUGGAGCGUAGUCCUGAUGAAUUCUGGAGUUAACCUCAGUGGCAGCGCUCCUGUUGUUAUUUACAGACUUUGAUUUUCGUGCCGUGGUAUCAGAUCUUAAUGAACCUAAGUUGCUUCAACGGUGUGCAUCCAUGUUCCAUGAUCGACCGCAGGGAAUCCCGACGGACACAUUAAAUUCACAGAUAGAAUCCGUGAAACGAAUGUGCAGGAGGACGACUGUAGAGACGACUCAAGCAACUUAUGCCACGUUAGUCCUUAAACAGCAAUGUGUCGCCCUUCUCGAGGUCCAAUAUAACGACAGUAUCACGCCUGUCCACAGGUGUGGUUCAUGUUUUCCCAAUGUUAACCAGAAAGUCAUGCCAUAUACAUGUUAUAAUGAAACAGCACUCUCGAACUUUUGCUGGGAAGCAGUUCCCAGCUACGGUCACAGUCAUAUUCGGUCGCCAGGGCCUUUUCCGAUUGGACGACAUCUGGCGGGUUAUGGAACCCUUUCAAAUGCUUUACUCAGGACGGUGUAAUCAAUGGUUGGUCCACAAUCUUACCCUGGUUGCCCAGGUUUCACCCCGAUGAGCUGUCACGUGUAGUAUUGACUAGAUGUAGUCAUAGACGGUCGGUAUACUACUCGUCUACAUAGCUUCUGUAUGUGCAUGCUCUAGUUCGGUUUCCUAAAACUUGACAUUCCUCCCUCUCUUAAAAGUCAAGUGAAAUUACUCAAAGAUAGUAACUUGCGAGAGUGGUCGAAAAUGAGUCAGCGAUUGACGUCGUUUCGGUCAACUAGAGCUACCUCUGAACAAACUAAUCUCCGGACUUAGCUUUUUAGAUCUCACCCCCCCCCCAAACGGCCCGUUGAGCUUUCAAAGUAGCACCGGCGAUCCGCUCCGCACAUGUGUACCCGAACGACAGAGUAUUGGCUGACCGGUGGCUCUGAUCGAAAGCGCCUUUAGUUUACACGGAAGUGAUCCCCCCUCUACUAUCGCUUGCCGUCAACGAGUUUCUUGACAAGCCUCUACCUGACUUGGGAGUUGGGACUCAAUUUCGCAAUUGGUAGCGAGGGUUUUAUCCCAUGUGACCAUAUCUGUGUUUUUAAGGAGAGAUUUUCUACACACGGGUGUUGUUUUUUUUCGCCCCCUACCGACUAUACAUGCCCCAAACGGGCCACGUGGUAGUUACGCUGGAACAACACGGGGGCCAUAUCGAAUUCUGGCAGGCGUAAUCAGAUUGCACUGUAUAACAAAUGCCAGCAUUUUGGGGUACAGUGGCAGACCCGGUUGCCGGCAGCCGUCGCGCACACUGGGAUUCCUGCCCCCCCCCCCAUUAUUGUUGUUGGUCAAAAUCUGGUCAUUUGCUGUGCGGACCAGAGGGUGUGGGGUGGAACGCCAAGGUGCGGGCUCGACCGUGCCAUCCACCUGCGCCCUCCCCCGCCUCCGGUCGUCUUGACAUCUGGUUAGGUUGGGGAGGAGGGAGUACGGUAGGUGCUGUGCAAGUCUGCUAUCACUAUAAACUAAUUCACGCACAAGUCGCCGUCCCUGCGCCACCUUGCUGUGAACCACACGGUAGACAUCGUUGGAAACGACGGUGGAACUGUCGUUUAUUGCUGUUUAGCCUUCUCUAGCUUCUUCGAUAGUUUUAAAGGCGUACUUCCAAUGUAACAUCUCGGAAGAAGAGUGGGCUUUCACAGGUUAGUUGCAUUUGAAGUAAGCGUCACAAAACACGUCUUGUGGCAGUCAGAUCGGUGAAAGCAGGCGGUUUGGGCGCUUUCUUUCCCACUGUGGUCUGAAGAAAUGCCCUUUUUCUUUCGAAUGUGUCUUGUGUUCUUUCAGGCCCACUUCGGAUAUCCGAAUCCUGGUCCCCGGGGCGGGUCUGGGCCGACUGGCUUGGGAGAUUGCUCACUGCGGUUACACUUGUCAGGGCAACGAAUGGAGUCUUUUCAUGCUUCUUCCGGCGCAUUUCGUUCUAAAUACGUAUGCCUAUCCUCGCGUUUUUCUCGUCCACUUUCUAUAACUCGUUCUUGUUUACUUCCACCCCCAAUCCUAUUUGUUCGUACUCUCUUGCCCAUCCACCCCAGAUCCUGAAUUUCAGGUUUGACCGCUUUUGCUCUCUCAUCCGACUUAAUGUUUGUAGGUGCAAGGACUUGAACCAGUACACCCUCUACCCCUGGGUCACCCAGUCCUCAAACAAUGUCUGUCGCGAGAACCAGCUCGCCGCGAUCACCAUCCCUGACGUCUCCCCCUCCGAUCUCCCCCCAAAUGUCCAGUUUUCCAUGGUCGCUGGGGAUUUCUCCGAAGUCUACACUGAGCCAGGUACACCGUCCACCCCCUUCUUUGUCAUCUUAUUGGAGUAGACUGGAGGGUAGCAAUCUGUCGCAUGUUGCUGGCACAAGUCUGGCUUUCAACUAGACACCAGCAACUUGGGGGCCUGUUUUGUUUAACCUUAUCCGGACAUGAAGGUUUGCAAAACAAGGAUUUAGAAUUCGCACAAAGUGGCGUUUAUCAAUUUGUACCGGUCGCUCGACCGAAGUGAGCGAAAUGUAUUCAAGCCUCGGGUGCGUCAGCAUCACCUUCUUGGUAGUAGACCUGCUGACGAUGUAUGUCUUCUCCGAAACGGUGAUCUGGGUGCCUCGUUGUUGCGCAAACGUUAUAUUGCAUCAGCGACCCUUUCAGAGGGGCGGUAGCAUGACAGGGCAUAGGCAGGAGAGGGAUAAAACGCCGCUGCGGAGAAGACCAGGGGUGUGAUAGAGUGCUCAUUGAAGUCGGGAAGGCGCUCGGAGCGUUCACCUCAGCGGCCGAUCCUGGUCGAGUUGUCAGGAAUAAAGCCGCCGUUCGCAUCGCGAACAGGGUCACUGCAUUGGGGUUGCCAUCAACCUUGUAGUUUUCGAGUGUCACCAAAGGUUUAGGCCAGUUCCGUAAUUUUUGCAGUCAUGUGCGUUUGACUUUGACGCCAUUUCCAGCGUUGGCGAGAGUAAUCGUUGUCAGGGGACCUCACUAGGUAAACAGCCGUAAGAUUGGUUGGGGGCGCUCACCGAUCGUUCUUACGGAACUCACUCGUUCCGUUGUGCCUUAUGGACUCUCUCUCGAGCCCAACCAGCAGCCGCACAGGGGCGCAUGAUAUAGGCUCCAGUUUCCCUUGUCUUUGUCGGUUAUAUCAUCCAGCCGUCACUGACAGGCCGCUGGGCGAAUCUAAGAAAUCUGUCAGCUGUCAGAGGACUUUACUGGUGACCAUUUGUUGUUAUCUUCUCCUUUGACUGGUGUCGUAAAGCACAAGUGGAUUUCUGUUCUCAGGGCCUCGACUGUGCUAGUUGUAUGACAUCAGGCCGUAUCGCGCGCGCGAACGAGAAAAUAACCUGAUCCAUGGGAGUCCCAGUUUCCGCUCCACGCACCGAUCUGCUGUCAUGCGCAUCCAGCUACUAAACCUCGGCCUGAAGUCGAUCAGACAGGCCGUGCGGUCAUCGUGUGAGUGGUACCAGGUUGGCAGAUGUUUAUGGCACGUGCUAAUGACAAACGGCCGGUUUUGUUCAGGAAGUUUCAGCGUACUCUCACCGUCAUCAUCAUCAUCAUGGGAACCGAGUCCAAAGCGCUCAAUAAGGUGACUGUCCGAAGAGUCGUCCUGUCCAGCCUCCGGCAACAACCAGCAGAUCACGACGAGGAAGUCAUUCAACCAACUCUUGUAGCUGCUGGUAAAAAAUAUCUGUAUCGCGCUAUUCGGCAGCUGAUGGUGUGUACACGGAGAGAGGACAGAGGUGCUCGUAAAAUGACCCUGCAGCCGCACGUAAGCCAUCUGAUCAUUGAUUGGUUCACAUGCGUGCACUGCAUGGUUCACUCGUUACGAGGGCGAUCAUCACACCAGUGUCCGCAAGAGGUCUCGUGGGCCGCUGUGGUAGGGAGCAAUGUAGGAGUUGACACUCGGGAUUUUCUUGACGUCGGACAGCCAACAGACAUCUCGGCAACCUUCCGCCACCAUGCGCAUACGAAACCUCGAUAUGACUAAAAUAAAGUUGCUUAGACUGGUCGUACGGCCAUCGUUUGAUUACCGGGUCAGCGGAUCUUUUCUGGCGGCGCUGGAAGCACGUAUUGACUACAGAAGAUCGGUUUUUUCCACAAACUUCAGCAUUCAGAGUCAGUCCCAAAUCGGGCGGGAAGGUGACUGUUUAUCGAGUUCUCGAGCCCAGUCCGGCCGUUCCAAUCCGUAGGAACAAUCAGCAGCUCACGGCAAGGGUGUCUUUCAAAGAGUUCAUGUAGCUAUGAGUAUAUGUUUUUUAUUACUUUUGUUAAUGUCGAUGCACAGACACAGACGACAAAGAUGAUGGUAAAGUGCUCCUUCAGCCCUACGUACACCAGUCGGUCAUUCACUACUUUCCACAAGCAGCGAUGGCUGGCUUGUGAGAGGCCAAUCGUCACAUCGUGUCUACAAGAAGGAGACGGAUGUUGACCCCGGAGAUCUUGAUUCCCCGCGGACCGGGAAAGGCUAGGCAGGCAGCAGACAACAUUAUGCUGAUAAAAACUGAGCACCCCCAGGCUUUGCCCGCCAGAGUCCAGGAACGCCAACGCACCAGCGUUCACUAUCAAGGGGCCGUUCCCAGUUAAAUGAUCCAGCCCGAGUACUAUUCGCCCGCAUCACUGCACCAGAGUUGCGUGGCACAUCAGUCCCCGCGGACGCUGUAUCCGGGUCUCCAACGGCCGCCCGGAUUGUUUGCUUUGAGAUUAUCGUGGUGGUGUUACUUGCCUAUAUUACGCGCCGCUGUGUGGGUACUGGCUGGGCUCGAGAGAGAAACAACCGCAAGGCACAGAAGGAUGAGGGAGUUCCGUAAAAACGAUCGGUGAGCGCUCCCUCUACUAUUGCAUAUUCCUGAUCGCAACCGACAAGACAACGAGCCCGUGGCUCAGGGGUUAGGAGCGUUGGACUUAUAACCAACAGGUCAUGUGUUAGAGCCUUGGGGUUGGGUACGGCUGACCGAUGACGGCUAAUACGCCAUAAAUGGCCAUUCCAGUCUCCCCUGUCUUUGUCGGUAAUGACAUUCUGCCUACAUCGUACGCCCCGCUGUUCGGCUGCUGGCGGGGCCCGAGACAGAACGCCAAGACACAACGGGACGAGUACGUUCCGUCACGCGACUGGUGCGCGCACUGACUCAAGAACCUAACCACAGGAAGGCGGUGUCGAGCAAAUACAUUUUAGGCAGUGCCCUGUGAUCUGCCUUCGUGAUACACAGUCGGCGUACCAGACUUUACCCCUCCACGCCUCGGUAGCACUGUCGCUGUUGGGUCCAAGAGCCUGCCCAUUUCACGGGCUGGGUGGCUGGCGGACGGUUUCAUGGCAUAAAGAUCAACCAGCACAGGGGAGAUUGGAAUGGACACUUCAUUCGACUGCCAUACCGUAACCCCUGACCGAGAGAAGACUCCAGUCGGUCACUGGGCCAUAUUGUUUCGCCCCUUCUUGUGGCUUCUGACCAUGAUGAGUCAGUAUAUUCACGACCCCGAGGCCUUGCCAUGGUGGGUUACCUUAAAGUUAUCUAAUACCUUUAUAGAAGAACAGCAUCUAGACCUGACAAACUGUUUAUGGUAGUAACAAAUGCUUCUGUGAUGUGACUAUGAAUGACCGUAUGGUUCGUUCACUCAAAUUUUUCGUCUUGUCGUAGACUCCUGGGACUGUGUAACGACAGUCUUUUUCAUUGACACCGCGCACAACAUUCUGGACUACUUGGAAACUAUUUGGAAGAUCCUCGCACCCGGCGGUUAUUGGAUCAAUUUCGGUGAGUCUUUUGUUUUACUGGGGGUUCCAGUCGUCAUUGUGUGGUCUAAACACCAUCCAGUAAAGAGAAAACUUUUCCAUUCCCAGUAAAGUUUUUUAUUAGCCUCAUUAUCCAUGCUUGUUUGUUUUCGUGCCAACGACGGACGAUUAACAAAGUACGACUUGAAGUUGAGUCGCCCCUAUUUGCUACCACAAUAGGGCUCUAAGUGCGUGGACCAGAGCACGAUAAAAUCUAUGUUCUUUUUUGGGAGAGGGGGGAGAGGGAGCACAUUUUGGCGAUAUGUGUAAACAGGCGCUGGAGUCUGAUGAACAAGUAGGAGCAAACUGUCUGUGGUACUGCUAGCAGAGUGCGAAAGACUGCUCUGUGAGGUGCUGCAGAUUCGAAUAAUUGCCCCGCCCUCACAUUAGUCCCAGCCUCUCAGUUCGGUCCAGUUGACAGCCUGGAAAACAGACGUGAGCCUGCCUAGAACGUAAAAACUAGGUUAGAAGCAGGCAGUAGGGGUUUUCUAAAGAGGGGCUCGAUCAGCUCUCCGAGUGUUUGUAUGCAAAUUGAGAGAGGGGUUGUGCAGGUUCGCCAGGUGAGCAGUCAGUCUUAAGACUUUUCGAAGCAUUGUCCAGACCCGGAAUUGCUCAAGGUCGUCUCCCAUCGUGUAGUGUGCACACUGCACUUUUAGCCACUUUCGACUUAUGACUUUAAGAAUCUUAACAUUCACAUACCAGGAGAAGUGCGCAUACAAUCUGCAGUUAGGUGCAGAUGACGGUUACGUGUUCGAAUGUUGACCUUGACAACGAGGAACCGCGCUCAUGCGGAGACCAAUGCGCAGUCGGUGAAAGGUUGCCUCUGAGACCGCGAGACGACCUGCUUGGAACCUUAUCCGGGUAGAUUACACGUGACAGUUCGACCGUCGGACAGUCACUUCGGUAGCAAGGCUGGGUCAGGACGACCGCAGACGAGCUCACACACGGUGGCUGACGAAACUAAACAGCCCGUGUACGCGUGCCACACACGAUCUGCGUCGACCUCUUUCCUUUCCCACACACCACAUCGCUGUCCGUGCCUAUCAGCCAUCUGGUGCUGGAAGUGAACACGGUAUGCGUGGACGUGCCGCUCCCCCCCCCCCAUGCGCGUGGAUUCUGCGCAGUCCGGUCGUCGCGUGUCGUGGUCCAGCGUAUUUGCAGAGUGGCCAGUGAUUGGGGCCACUGCAUGAACCCAUCAACAGGGGCAGACUUCCUGUAAAAACCUGACAGUAGGCUCCAUGCUCCAAUUGCUUUUGAAUGGCGUCCCGGGUUUACUGUUUUAUUGUUGUAUUCACGAGUUCCUUCCGUCCCCAGGUCCUCUGCUCUACCAUUUUGCCGACGUGCCGGGACAGGAUUCAAUUGAACUCAGCUAUUCCGAAGUGCGAGAAGCCGCUGAACUCAUAGGCUUUGAAAUCCUGGUAAGAAUGUUGGAGAAUUUACCGGAAGCCUAUAAACACACCUACUUAAUUACUUUGAGUAGCUACCGCUUUUUCGUGUGUUCCGUUUUAGAAGGAAGAACAAGACCUCCCCUCAACCUAUACACAGGACCCAAAGUCAAUGCUGCAGUACCACUAUAAGUGCGUGCUGGCCGUUUUCAGGAAGCCAGUCGCAGCCCAAAGUGCACCACAAGAUUGA